ACACAAACAGCCAAACAAACCCCUCCCCUCUCUCUCUAUUCACAACGCCGGAGCCGGAAAUGAAUAUUCCGGCGAUCGAUUCCUCUCUGCACGCACGCAAUGCCCUCGACUCACUCCAUCGCCAUCACGUCUUCCAUGAAAAACCCUAAGCGAAAACAACCAUCAGUUUUUGUUUGCAGAGUUUCAAAGUCAUUCGAUCCUUUUCUAAACUAGAAAGAAAGGCAUCGAUUUGUUUUUUUUGGUUUGGUUUUGUUUUGUUGUUGAUUUUGAGUAGAUAUGUGGACCGGAUUGAUUUGUGUUGGUGUGAUCGGAUGAGACAAAUGAUCGGGUGAUGUGAGAUUGUAUUAAUUGUUGAAUUUAAUAUUUUCCAACCUAACCUCACAGAGAGCACUGAUUUCGUGGUCCAGUGCCAUGGAUUUAUGUGAAGUUUAUUUCAGGAACAGUUUUGAUUUUUGACGAAUCACUAUAACAAACAAGAGUCGCAGUACUGACAGAGUAUAAUUAAGCGGUAUUCACAACAUAAAACCAGUUAGAAACAGAGGCGAUAGAAGCUAGUAUGCCUCCAAUGAAGAUUCAACCACUGGAUUCUCAAGCGUUCCGAGAAUCGAUCAGAAACGAUUCAGCCAAACCUGUGUUAAAAUCGCGUCUCAAGAGGCUCUUCGAUCGGCAGUUCCCAAGCGUUCUGCGUAUUUCGUCAGCGGAGAAGCCUCCCGUCGGAGAACCGCAGUACGGCGAGGAUGUAGGAGGGGCCGAGUUCGAGCCAAAUUCCGUCUGUUUGGCAAAAAUGGUGCAGAAUUUCAUCGAGGAGACUAACGAGAAGCAAUCAUCUGCGAAAUGCGGACGCAAUCGCUGCAAUUGCUUCAACGGGAACAAUGACAGCUCCGAUGACGAAUUUGAUAUCUCUAGUGGUUUUGGUGACUCAAUACCUCCUGCUUCGUCUGCCGAUUCUUUCGAUAAUCUCAAGAGUUUGAUUCAAUGCGCGACUGUUUCCGAGAGAAACCUCUUGGCAGACGCUUCAACGAUCCUCGAUAAGAAUAAAGCUUGCAAGCUGAAGGAUGAUCUGAAAAAAAUCGUCACCGACGGUCUAUUGCUUCUCGGCUACGAUUCUUCAAUCUGCAAAUCGCGAUGGGAGAAAUCUCCCUCAUAUCCAGCCGGGGAAUACGAGUACAUAGAUGUGAUUGUGGAAGCAGAGAGAGUGUUAAUAGACAUUGAUUUCAGAUCAGAGUUCGAGAUAGCUCGAUCGACUGGAAGCUACAAAGCGAUCCUCCAAUCUCUGCCGCACAUUUUCGUCGGCAGAGCCGAUCGUCUCCACCAAAUCGUAUCGAUUCUAUCGGAGGCCGCGAGACAGAGCCUGAAGAAGAAAGGAAUGCACAUCCCUCCCUGGAGGAAGGCCGAGUACAUGAUAGCCAAAUGGCUCUCUCCUCACACCAGAACCACCACCGCUCCUCCGCCAGUCGCCGCCGUCGAGGAGACUCACUCUCCGCCGCCGUUUCAGAGUGACUGCGGAGAGUUUGAAUUGAUCUUCGGGGACAAAACGGCGUCGGAGGAGGAAACCGAAUCGCCGCCGCCGCCGCCGCCGGAGAAGAAUUCCGGCGAGGGAGAGAAGUUGCCGGUGGUGGCCUCCACGUGGCAGCCUCCGGCGAUAAAACCGAAGAGAUGCGAGGGAGGAGUCAAGGUGGUUACCGGAUUAGCUUCUCUGCUCAGAGAGAAAUCCUGAAAAAUUUUGGAUUUUUAUUUUUAUUUUCAAGUACAAAUAUAUAAAUAUAUUAUAUAUUGAGAUAAUCAAACAAUUUUUUUUUCUUUUUUAUUCCCUUCUUGAGUUUUUGUUGGUAAGGGUAUUAUGUAAGAGAAGUAUAAAUCUAUGAUAAAAAUUGAGAAAUAGAUAGAUAUGAAGCCGUUUAUUGCUUUUAAAAAAACUGAAAUCUUAUCAGGAUUCACACAGUUUAUCCAAAUGUUCCUUAAUUUUGAA
This is a messenger RNA of Camellia sinensis, 1969 nucleotides long. RefSeq lists its product as uncharacterized. The record is from RefSeq and is a predicted model, not a curated record. NCBI's taxonomy places the organism in Eukaryota, Viridiplantae, Streptophyta, Magnoliopsida, Ericales, Theaceae.